UAAAAUUUUAAGAAAUUUACAUAUUUUUUGUUUGUUUUUCUUCUAUAUUUAUUAAAUCAUACAUUAAUCUCGAAAAUAAUAAAACUUUAUCAAAUAUAUUAUAUUUUUUAUAUUAUUUUUUUAUACUAUUAUUUUCUAUUUUAAAAUUUAUACGAAAAGUUUAGUUAUUACGUCGAUUUAGUUAUAUCGAGAUAUACAAUAUUUAUACAAGAAAGAAAACUGCUUAUCAGUAACAUAUUUGCAUUAUUGUCAUCAUCAUUAUAAUCAUCUAUACCAAGAUUUUGUAAAAUGGCUCAAAGUGCUGCUUUGUUGACACGUAUAAUAGCAUCUUCCGUGUCCGCUACUGUACAAGCCGGUAAAAUAAUUCGAGAUGUUUUAAAUACAGGCGGAUUAAACAUAGUAGAGAAGGGUAAGAAUGAUUUGCAAACGGAGGCAGAUCGUUGCGCUCAACGAUGCAUCAUAACAUCACUGAGUUAUCAGUUUCCAAAUAUAACAAUUAUCGGUGAGGAAGAGCCAUCCAGUUGCGAGGUACCUUCUGAAUGGAUCAUCACGGAAGCAGAUCAAGAGGUAUUGCAACUGAAGCUACCAUCCCACCUAGAGGAUGUUAAUCCCAAGGAUGUGUGCGUUUGGGUGGACCCUCUGGAUGGUACAGCGGAAUAUACACAAGGGCUAGUAGAACAUGUCACAGUAUUGGUUGGUGUGGCGAUCGGUAAGACAGCGAUUGGAGGUGUAAUACAUCAACCAUAUUAUAUGAAUGAUGAAAACAGCACAUAUGUUGAAAAUGGUCGUACAUUAUGGGGUAUUGAUGGCGUGGGAUUUGGAGGCUUCGCGCCGAAACCACCUCCGGAGGGAAGGAGAAUAGUCACGACCACUCGUUCGCAUUCUGACAGCAUUGUCCAGAGCGCCAUAAAGUCCUUAAAUCCCGACGAAGUAAUGCGCGUAGGCGGUGCCGGGCACAAGAUAAUUCUCCUGUUGGAGGGAAAAGCUCACGCAUAUGUAUUUGCCAGUCGCGGAUGCAAGAGGUGGGAUACUUGCGCUCCCGAAGCCGUUCUUCAUGCGAUCGGUGGAGUAUUAACUGAUCUCCACGGUGAACGCUAUUCGUAUAAUCGAGAAACAACAUAUGCAAACAUGAGAGGCGUACUGGCCACUGCGCCUGGCCAAUUGCAUCAAUGGUACUUGAGUCGUAUACCUGAUGAAGUAAAGCAAAAGUUACAAUAGGUAAUAUCGUGGAUCGAUAUGAUUUUUAUUUGUUUUUGCUCAAUACUUUUUCGGGUAUUUCUUAUAUUCAACGGUAUUUGUAUUUUUUUGCGCGUCGAAAGAUUUAAUAAUUGUUUCGUGUGGACGCGAGACGUAAACAUUCCGUAAUAAUUUUAUAUUUGUUGCUAUUCUGAUGUAAAAAAAAAAACAAUCUUGAAACAAUGUAAUUACAUAAUAAAAGAAAAAAAUUUAGUUAAAGGA
Molecule: messenger RNA, 1458 nt
Organism: Cataglyphis hispanica
Lineage: Eukaryota; Metazoa; Arthropoda; Insecta; Hymenoptera; Formicidae
Product: 3'(2'),5'-bisphosphate nucleotidase 1
Exons: 5
Coding region: 289-1218 (309 amino acids)
Biological process (GO): phosphatidylinositol phosphate biosynthetic process
Molecular function (GO): 3'(2'),5'-bisphosphate nucleotidase activity
Source: RefSeq, a predicted model, not a curated record